Messenger RNA from Hemibagrus wyckioides, 6229 nucleotides. RefSeq names its product eph receptor A6 (gene epha6). Gene Ontology annotation, cellular component: neuron projection; plasma membrane. Gene Ontology annotation, biological process: axon guidance; protein phosphorylation; cell surface receptor protein tyrosine kinase signaling pathway. Bases 976 to 3933 code for a protein of 985 amino acids. The record is from RefSeq and is a predicted model, not a curated record. NCBI's taxonomy places the organism in Eukaryota, Metazoa, Chordata, Actinopteri, Siluriformes, Bagridae. The transcript has 17 exons. Gene Ontology annotation, molecular function: transmembrane-ephrin receptor activity; ATP binding; protein binding.
UCAUGACGGCGCGUGUUGGUUCCUGCUUUUCAUUCGACUCCCUCCUUUUCUUUUAUUGACUAGAAAAUCAGCUAAUGAGAGAAGGCACCACACCUGAGGGAACAGUGUUUUCCGCAUUAGCAAGAAAAAAAAAAGAAAAGAAAAGAAAACCUGCCUUAAGCUCCGUGGAGAGAGAAAGCUCGCGCACUCGCUCGCGCGCCUCGGCUUUAGUCGCGUGAGCGCGCGGACACCCUCUAGUGCCGGAGCUCUUUUUGCGAAAAUUAUCUUUUUCUCCGGCGCGCGCCGCGGCGAAGGGGAGAAUAAGAGAGAGCUUAAAAAAUAGUGUUUGUUUUUCUUUUUUUUUUUAUUAAUGCUUACUUCUUCUUCUUCUUCUUCUUCUUCUUCACUACUACCUCCUGAAGACCGCAUCACGGUCCAGUCGACGUCUGGAAGGAAGGAGAGCACAGUCGACGUCUGCUUCUUCUUUUUUUUUUGCGGAGAGUUUGGCGCCAAAGAGGAGUAAAAAAUAAAUAAAUAAAUAAAUAAACGGCUCGCGCCUCCAUCCUCGCGCACCCCUCGAGACGUUCUUCUGAGUGAAAGAUGUGCGCGUGAGGUCAAAAACAACGGCGGGAUUUUGACAAGAGAGAGAAAGAGAGAGAGCGAGAGAGAGAGAGAGAGAGAGAGACACUGUGGUGAUGUCCUGAGGACCUCAUGUUAAUAUAUCUCCGUAUUUAAUAUAAGGAGAAGAGGAAGAAGAGGAGGAAGAAGAAGAGGUUGUUAAAGAGUCUCUCGCUGACUGGAUAAAAUCCUUACAGGACAAGUUUCAUGCACCGAGCUAUGGAUUGGUGUUUAAGGCGCAUAGCCGCGGUCCAUCGGCCAUUUCAAACGAUUUAAAGUAGUUUAAGGAAUUUAUAACCAUCAUUGGUAAUCUGUUUCUUUUCACACAGGAUCCUGUGCUGUGCUGGAUACUUAAAACAAACAAACAAACAAACAACAAUGACUUUUCAACUAAGAAUCUGCCUCAGUUUUGCGUUCAUGGGAGUAACGUUAACGGAGCCCGAGCAUCCCAACCAAGUGGUUCUCCUGGACACCACAGCUGUAUUGGGAGAACUUGGUUGGAUGACCUACCCGGUAAAUGGGUGGGACGCCAUCACAGAGAUGGACGAGCAGAACCGACCCAUCCACACCUUCCAGGUGUGCCACGUCAUGGAGCCGAACCAAAACAACUGGCUGCGCUCGAGCUGGAUCGCGCGACAGGAGGCUCAGAGGAUCUAUGUGGAGCUGCGCUUCACGUUGCGCGACUGCAACAGCAUCCCGUGGGUAUCAGGUACCUGCAAAGAGACCUUCAACCUGCACUACCUGGAGACGGACGAGCCUCACAGCCACUUCCGUCCCUCUGACUACGCCAAGAUAGACACAAUCGCGGCCGACGAAAGCUUCACGCAGACGGAUGUGGGGGAACGAGUUCUCCGGCUGAACACGGAGGUGCGAGAGCUAGGGCCCGUACGCACCAAAGGCUUCUACCUAGGCUUCCAGGACGUGGGGGCAUGCAUCGCCCUGCUCUCUGUGCGGGUCUACUACAAGAAGUGUCCGUCCACUCUGAGGAACCUGGCCGCCUUCCCUGACACGGUGCCUCGUGUCCACUCAUCUGCUCUGGUGGAGGUGAGGGGAGCCUGUGUGCUGAACGCCGAAGAGCGAGACACGCCACGGCUGUACUGUAGCGCUGACGGGGACUGGCUCGUCCCACUGGGAAGGUGUGUGUGCAGCGUCGGCUAUGAAGAGACCGACGGCCUCUGUCUGGCCUGUAAAGCCGGCUUCUACAAGGCCUUCGCAGGAAACAUCAAGUGCUCCAAGUGCCCUCCACACAGUCUCAGCCACUCUGAGGCAUCGGCGCUGUGUCACUGCGAGAAAGGAUACUACAGAGCUGGCAAAGACCCGCCGAGCAACGCCUGCACACGACCACCCUCACCUCCUCGUAACGUGGUGUACAUCAUGAACGAAACUGCACUGUUCCUGCAGUGGACUCCGCCCAGCGACACGGGCGGCCGGAAGGACAUGAGCUACAACGUCAUGUGCCAGCGCUGUAGUGUCGAAGGCCAGGCCUGCCAACCGUGCGACAGCGACGUGCGCUUUGUUCCGCCGCCUGUAGGACUGACACGUACCUCUGUGGCCGUGCAGGACCUUGUGGCCAACGCUAACUACACGUUCCAGAUCGAGGCGGUUAACGGCGUGUCAGGAAUGGGACGAGCGGCGAGACCGAUGGCUAACAUCACUGUCAGCACCGCACAGGCUGGUCCGUCUUUGGUGGCAGCGGUGAAGAAGGACUGGGCCACUCAGAACGCCAUCGCUCUCUCCUGGCAGGAGGCCGAACAGCCACAUGCUGCCAUCCUGGACUACGAGAUCAAGUACUACGAGAAGGAGCAGGAGCAGCUGAGCUACUCGUCCACUCGCACUAAAGUUCCCAGCACGAUCGUAACGGGGCUGAAGCCGUCCACGGCGUACGUGUUCCACAUCCGAGCUCGCACCGCGACCGGCUACAGCAGCUACAGCUCCAAGUUCGAGUUCACCACAGGAAACGAUGACUCAGAGGAAGCGUCCGAUCAGGGCCAGGUGUUGGUGAUUGUUACGGCGGCGGUCGGAGGAUUCUCUCUGCUCGUCAUCCUCACGCUUUUUCUUCUCAUCACGGGCAGGUGCCAGUGGUACAUCAAAUCCAAGAUGAAACCACAGGACAAGAGAAGGACACAGUAUCAGAAUGGACACGUGCCGUUCCCGGGAAUCAAGACAUACGUCGAUCCCGAUACUUACGAGGACCCGACUCAGGCUGUUCAUGACUUUGCAAAGGAGAUUGACCCGGCUCGUAUCCGCAUAGAGAGAGUCAUCGGAGCUGGUGAGUUUGGGGAAGUGUGCAGUGGUCGUCUCCGCACUCCAGGGAAAAAGGAGAUCCCUGUGGCCAUAAAGACCCUAAAGGGCGGCUACACAGAGCGGCAGAGGCGGGACUUUCUGCGAGAGGCGAGCAUCAUGGGACAGUUCGACAACCCCAACAUCAUCAGACUGGAGGGCGUGGUUACGAAGAGUCGCCCUGUGAUGAUCGUGGUGGAGUACAUGGAGAACGGCUCAUUGGACUCUUUCCUGAGGAAGCACGACGGACACUUCACCGUCAUCCAGCUGGUCGGUAUGCUGCGCGGCAUCGCCUCCGGUAUGAUGUACCUGUCCGACAUCGGCUACGUCCACCGGGACCUGGCAGCCCGGAACAUUCUGGUGGAUGACAACCUGGUGUGUAAGGUGUCGGACUUCGGCCUGUCCAGGGUCCUGGAGGACGACCCAGAGGCUUCCUACACAACUACAGGAGGGAAAAUUCCCAUCCGUUGGACGGCUCCGGAGGCCAUCCAGUACAGGAAGUUCUCCUCAGCCAGCGACGUCUGGAGCUAUGGCAUCGUCAUGUGGGAAGUGAUGUCUUACGGAGAGCGGCCAUACUGGGAGAUGUCCAAUCAGGAUGUGAUCCUGUCCAUAGAGGAGGGGUACCGGCUGCCGGCGCCUAUGGGCUGCCCCGUGGCUCUGCACCAGCUGAUGGUUCACUGCUGGCAGAAGGAGCGCAGCAGGCGGCCUCGCUUCCACGACAUCCUCGGCUUCCUGGACAAGCUCAUCCGCAACCCCAGCAGCCUCCUCACGCUGGUGGAGGACGUGCACAGUUUACCCGAAUCCCCUGAAGAGCUGCCUGACUAUCCUCUCUUCAUUUCCAUCGGCGACUGGCUGGACUCCAUCAAAAUGAGUCAGUACAAGAGCAACUUCAUAGCGGCAGGGUACACCACUCUGGACUCCAUCUCCAGCAUGAGCAUUGACGACAUCAGGAGGAUCGGCGUGUCUCUGAUCGGCCACCAGAGGAGGAUAGUGAGCAGCAUACAGACACUGCGACUGCAGAUCCUGCACAUUCAACAGAGCGGCUUCCACGUAUGAGACGGACCGGCCCACACACACACACACACACACACACUUACACUAACACUCACAUGCACAUACACACACACACACAUACACACACACACAGUCAGGCCUGGUCUGUUUUACUAAGCGCGAUGAAAGAACUCUGAAAACUUUUCACCCGGCUGUUGAAAGGCUUCCAAAACGAAAAAGCAAUCAAAGAGGAAAAAAAAAAAAAACCCACAAAGAGUCUCUGGGAGAUGGACAACCGAUCAGGGUUGGAAACAUGGCGCUGUCGCUAUGGUGAUGUCAUCUGUCAGUCAGUCGGUCAGUCGUCCACGAUGUUCCGUGACUGGCUGGAUUCACAGUCGGAGAACUUUGAAUAGUAUAUUUGCUAUUUUAAUGUAACAAAGUACGUGUCUUAAUAGAUAUUUAUCAUUUAUUUAUCAUGCUACUUCCAGGAAAAUAUCGAGAGACCUUCAGAAUGUCCGUGGACGUGUAAGGCUAGUUCCCAUCGUUUAUCAUCUGAUAUUUAUGCCGGUAUUUAUGUACAUGUACAUGUGUAUGUCGGGGGAGGGGGUUAUUGUUGUUGGUGUUGUUUUAUUUAUUUUUUUUAUAAAUUUUUUUAAUUCGUUUGGGGUUUGUUUUGGGGUUGUUGUUUAGUUUUUUUUUUGUCCAUAGCAAUAUGUGCAGUCUUUUUUCGGGACGAAAGAGAAAAGACGCAGGAACGGGAGAAGGGAGUAAGAGUACGGAGUUGUGUUUAGAAAAACAAAAAAUAACGCCGCACAAAACCAUUGACCUCCUCAGGCAGUCAGCUGCACCGUGCAAGAACGUUCUGGACCUUUGGGAAGAUUGAAAGCCAUGGUCUCGUGCUCCUGCAUCAGACCUCACACAAUCAAUUGUACACACCGGGCUUCACCUUACAGACCUGCAUACUCCGCUGUGAUGCACAAUAUUUAUAAAGCUCUUUUAUUUAUUUAUUUAUUUAUUUAUUUAUUUAUUUAUUUCUCGAGACAGGUGAGAUUGUCACGGCGAGUUAGUUAGGAGUCGGUUUUAGUAUAAAUAGAAAACACGUAUUGAAUGUAGGAUGGUGUGUAGCAGAGAAAGUCCUCGGUCUCUUUCUCACACACACACACACACACACAAACACACACACAUACACAUACACACACACACACACCUUACAAGUUAUCAUGCUUACUUAACAAUAAUUCAGUGAUAUCCUCGAUUAAACACCUUACUUUACACACACACACACACACACACCUCACAGGCCUGUGUAUUUUCCGGUUAAUGCACUGUAUAGCUUACUGUAUAAACACACACAUAUACACACACACAUAUACCUUACAAGUUAUCAUGCUUACUUCACAAUAAUUCAGUGAUAUCCAUGAUUAAACACCUUACUUUACACACACACACUAACAUAUAUAUACACUCACACCUUACAGCUUAUCAUGCUUACUUAACAAUAAUUCAGUGGAAUUCUCGAUUACACACCUAACUUUACACACACACACACACCUCACAGGCCUGUGUAUUUUCUGGUUAAUGCACUGUAUAGCUUACUGUAUAAACACACACACACACACACUAACAUGCAGAGGAUGUCCAUGUACUGGAGCAGAUGUUCAGGACACCGGGGACUGGUGGAGGGCAGAGCGAUGGGUGAAACGUUUCUGCACACUAGAGUGGAUAGGGACUAGUAACACAAUAGUAUAUUAUUUUUUAUAAUUUAUUAUGGAGUAAUAAAGAGGUUGAAGUGGAUUGAUUAGGUUGGAUGUUUGUAAGAAAUAAACGAUGAUGGAUGCCUUCUGUGUGUUUUGUUCGUUUUUUUUGUUCAGCUUCAAAUCUCAGCAGCUUCAGGAUUUUCGUCACACGAGAUCUCACGUUUCUCUCUGAACAGAGCAGAGGUAAUAUGUAGAAGUUUCUCUUAGGCUAAUAAUGUUUACCAUGGAACCAUGUUUAGGGCACCAUACUGUACACACACACACAUACACACACAUUCACACACACACUCACACACAUACAGUCUCACACAUGUACACACACACACACACACCCAUUCAUACACACAGGCAUUCACACACACAUUCACAAACACACACACACAUACUCACACAUACAAAUUCACACUCACAAAUAUUCACACACACACACACACACACAGGAGCACUUUAGUGUGUCUCCUGCUAUAUAUUAUGGGAUGUAGGAGGAAAUCGGAGAAUUGGAGGAAUCCUGUACAAACAUAGUGGAGAACAUGGAAGAGGAAGAAAGAGCACACAGAGCUCAGAGUGUGUGUGAGUUAAUAUACGAGUCAGACUGUCCUUUU